Botrytis byssoidea is the source of this 1692-nucleotide messenger RNA. RefSeq lists its product as uncharacterized. Gene Ontology annotation, molecular function: zinc ion binding; DNA-binding transcription activator activity, RNA polymerase II-specific. Gene Ontology annotation, biological process: regulation of transcription by RNA polymerase II. Bases 150 to 1388 code for a protein of 412 amino acids. NCBI's taxonomy places the organism in Eukaryota, Fungi, Ascomycota, Leotiomycetes, Helotiales, Sclerotiniaceae. The transcript has 2 exons. The record is from RefSeq and is a predicted model, not a curated record.
UUUACAUAGCCCUACGCCGUCGACCUCUCUAUAUGUGCCCCCCCCAGACAGUUUGUCACUCUUCCGUCCAAUCUUGAUUUUCUAGCUUUAUUGAUGAAACUAUUGUAAUUGGUCAUUGAACUCCAUGAUAAUUUUGUUGCUUUGCUCCUAUGGCAACUAGACGGCCUCAUAGGAAGUCGCGGAAGGGUUGCACCGCCUGCAAACAGAAGCACAUCAAGUGUGAUGAACGUCUUCCUAAUUGUGGGAAUUGCCAAGAUCGCUGGAUUGCCUGCACGUAUCUGUCGAAGAGAAAUCCACCAUCUUCUACCUCCACGAGAGCGAGUUCACAGCAGGUGUCUGAUACUCAUUCUCAAGCCAUAGUAUCAUCACCUGGUGCCUCCUUAGUACCAUUUCACAUACCGCAAGCAUAUAAUAUUGAGGCUCUUAAACUUCUUCACCACUACACGAUCAAUGUUUAUGACUCUCUCAGCACUAUUAUUCCACAGCAGAAAGUAUGGCAAACAUCCGUUGUACAGAUAGCCACGCGAAACGGUUUCCUUCUUCGCGGGAUUCUCUCUCUAUCUGCUUUACAUAUUGCCCUUGAUGGCUGCGAAAAUUCUCAGAUUAUGGUGGCGGAGGCUGCCCGCCACCAAAAUGCGGCACUAGUAGAGUACCGGCGUCUCAUAAACACUGGCGAUAUUUCGCCAGAAAGUCAACGCGCCGCUUUCUUGUUCUCAGCCUUUCUGGCCAUGUGUGGAUUUUGCUUCAUUCGUGCAGAUGGAAAGUUACUCGAGUCAAGUAAGGGCGAUCGGGGUAUUGAUGAGUUCUUGGCUUGCGCCAACUUGGUCAGGGGCAUGGUUGGCUUGCAUGCUCUGUGGGAGCAAAACAUCUUCUGUGAUGAACUCUACGCUACUACACGGAGUGGUCCGCCUACAGAUUUAUACCCCGAUAUUGGUGGCGAUGUCACUACGGAGCUGCGUGCUCUAUCCGAUCUUGUUACUCGCUGUGAGGCCGAAACAUGCACGAAGACGUCUAAAAUUUGCCAAGAUGCUGUUCAACAGCUUAUUUAUUCAUUCGAUGUAAUCAGGAAGAUAACGGUAGACAGAAGCUUGACGUCGCCAGUUACAGCUGGACUUAUGUGGCCUGGUAUAAUUUCCAAAGACUAUCUCAUUCUUUUGACUCAACGAAACCCUCUCGCCGUUCUUAUUCUUGCUUAUUUUGGAGUUUUAUUGCAGCGGCUCGACUCGUUCUGGUUUUUCCGGGGGUGGGGAAAGCAUCUGGUCGAGACAAGCGCAUACAUCCUGGGUGACUCGCACGCCGACCUACUUGCCUUCCCAAAAGCGUCGGUAAGACUAUGUGAUGUUGAUCAUCGGUGCAGCCUCGGACAAACUCCAAAGUUCGGCCUUUAAACAAGGGUCCAGGCCAAAUGGCCAUUAGGGGUCAGCUUUCUCUAGUAAAAAUUCUUCAGGCGUUAAAUAAUAGAACCUAGCUAUAAGUCGACCACUCUACUUUCGGGCCACCCUUGUUUUCGGCCACCCUUUUACACCAAAAAUUACUUUUUUGGCCUAUUAAUAUCUCUAUUAAUAUUGAAUACAAUUAGUAAAAAUUUAUAUACAUAUAAUUCAAAUUAUUUUAGGCUUAUAUUAGAAUUUUUAGAUCUUUAGGAUUUUUCUGGAUUGAGAUUUAAAGCUUCAAAAUAUCGAUUUUUCAAUU